This is a messenger RNA of Charadrius vociferus (killdeer), 1083 nucleotides long. RefSeq names its product elongator acetyltransferase complex subunit 4 (gene ELP4). Gene Ontology annotation, biological process: tRNA wobble uridine modification. NCBI's taxonomy places the organism in Eukaryota, Metazoa, Chordata, Aves, Charadriiformes, Charadriidae. Gene Ontology annotation, cellular component: cytoplasm; elongator holoenzyme complex; transcription elongation factor complex. The coding region runs from base 1 to 1083 and encodes 360 amino acids. The record is from RefSeq and is a predicted model, not a curated record. The transcript is spliced from 9 exons.
AUGGUACAGUGUUACGUCGGUCAGCUGGUUCUAGUCUACAGUAAAACAGAAGAAUAUCAUUCAUUUGAGGAAGAUAAAUAUGGUCUUUACUCCAAUUUGUUGUUCAAGUAUUUUCUGGCAGAGGGAGUUGUCUGUGGACAUGACUUGUUUGUUGCUUCUGCUAAAGAGCAUCCUGACAACAUCUUAAAGGACCUUCCAGCCCCUUUGCUUGAUGAUACCUACAGAAAUGAAUUGGGAGAAGAAGCAACAGCUGUUAAGUCUGAAGAUUUUCAGGAUUCUAUGAAAAUAGCCUGGCGCUACCAAAAUUUACCAAAAAUGGAGGCCAGCCCAACAACAUCUACGAAGUUUGGCCAUUAUUACGAUGUUUCUAAAACAAUGUCUCCAGAACUGUUUCAGUCCAUAAAAUGGCAUAGUUUUUACCUUCCCAAAGAAUUGUCUUUACAGCCUAAAAUGAAAACAUGUCAUAUGAACAGUGCUUACGCAAAGGUGCUUCAGUCCAUUCAGAGGAUCAUUUACCAGGAAGGGUUUGAUGGCUCUGAUCCCCAGAAAAACCAAAAGAAUAUUUUGCGGAUAGGAAUUCAGAGUCUGGGUUCCAUGUUGUGGGGUGAUGACAUUUGUAGCAGUGAUACUCCUGAAGAUAUUCAUAGCCUUACAAAAUUUCUGUACGUUCUCCGUGGCCUUCUCAGAAAAUCUUUGUCGGCCUGCAUCAUCACAGUGCCUGCUCACCUUAUUCAGAAUAAAGCAAUUAUGGAACGUGUAACAAACUUGUCAGAUACGGUAGUUGGUCUUGAAUCAUUUAUUGGCUCUGAGAGAGAAACCAAUCCAUUAUACAAGGAUUACCACGGUUUGGUUCAUGUACAUCAGAUUCCUCGGCUUAAUAGCUUGAUCUGUGAUGUGUCAGACACGAAGGACCUUGCUUUUAGAUUAAAAAGGAAGCUGUUCACCAUUGAGCGACUGCAUUUGCCUCCAGACUUGUCAGACACAGUGAGCCGCGCAAGCAAACAGGAUCUGGCAGAAUCCGCCAAACUGCUGAGCUCAGGAUGUGGUGCUAUGGCCAUCGGCAAGAAGCACCUGGACUUCUAG